CUCGCUCUUUGCUCCUCCUCCUCCUCUCGGAGUCUCUGUCUUCUGAGACUCCUUCCUUUUGCUUCGUCUUCAUCUGGUAGGCUGUAGGGUGAGCUCAGAAUGAAAGAGGAGGAGCAGAGCACCAGUUUUCGGGAGUCCUUUGAUGAUGAUGAAAAGCGAGUGGCCGAAAUUCUGCAACAAUUCUCAGAGCUUGUUAUGGAAUACGAGUACAACACAGGUUUUCUUCCGUUGUGGGGUUCUAAAGCUUUAAGAUCCGUGCUCGUCAACAUCCCCCCUCCUUCUAACAAAUCAUCUCAACUUCCUCUGCCUUCUCUCCCAAUUCUUCCUUGUACAGAGAGUAGACCACUGAGCAAUGGUCUGUCUCCAAUCCCCGAAUCACUCCCUUUUUCCUCCUAUGCUCGCCCUGCUAACAUCCGCCUGCAUCCCAAGAAAAAAUCUCCUAAGAUUACGCUGAUGAAAAAGAGGCAACUCUUGAGGAUCUUGGAGGACGAACUCAUUCAAGAGGCGGCGGCCAUUGUGGAGCCCCAACUAGAGUUGAAUAAUAUUUCAGUGGGUGGGACAACAUCCCAUUUGAUUGAAGAAGAUGUGAAUGGUGAAAAAGAAACACAAGGUGGAUUGUGUAGGGAAAAAGGUUCAUUGUUGGGGUAUAGAAUUGGAAUUGAUAUGAGUAAUGAGAUGAGACCUCUUCCUAAUCAGAACUUGAUUCCAAAUGACACUCUUUUAAUGGGUUGCUUCAUUCAUCCGAUUCAACUCACCAAAGAAGCUAUCUAUGCUGAGGCCAGAAGAAGAAGAAAGCUUGAGAUGCAAAGGGCGAAGAGCUCCAAGCGCCCUCGCACGUGACUAUCAUCCCACCAUUUUUUCCUUUUCUCGUUUGCAAAUAACAUUGAAAAUUGUGGCAUUCUUGUUUUAAUCACAUCUAAGAGUGUUCUUUUCUCUUUUCAAUUGAAUUGAUGGAAGCUUACUCUUCUUAUUUUUGUUCAAA
Molecule: messenger RNA, 982 nt
Organism: Vitis riparia (riverbank grape)
Lineage: Eukaryota; Viridiplantae; Streptophyta; Magnoliopsida; Vitales; Vitaceae
Exons: 4
Coding region: 100-840 (246 amino acids)
Source: RefSeq, a predicted model, not a curated record